AUGGCCUCAGUGCAAGCGGCCCCCCCGGUCCAACACCCUGGCGCGCCUUUGCCAGCCAGCGUGACCAAGCAGCAGGCAGAGGAGGUUUUCAGGAAACUGAUGCAAAUGAAGGAGUCGGGCGUUCCACCGUCGGAUCCUGAGUACAUAAAGGCACAGCAGUUCUUGGUUAGCUUCCAACAGCAGCACCAGAUGCGCACAAAACAGCAACAGUACCUUCAGCAACAGCAGCAACAACAGCAACAACAGCAACAACAGCAACAACAUGCCGCUAAUGGAACUGUCACCGGAGCGCCCCAGGCUCGUCCCCAGCAGGGAACGCCGCAACCUAAUCCGAGCCAAUACAACGCCCAAACACCGAAUAAGGGUGGUGUGACUACACCAACCUCUGGUGCCCCUCCCGUUGGCGCUUCUUCGAGCCAAUUCUCUCAGCAGCAGCUGCAGCUCCUCAGGCAGCAGAUACAGGCAUUCAAACUCCUGGGAAAGAAUGCCGGAAUUUCUGCACCUCUGCAGCAGGCCAUCUUCAACCAGCGCCAGAAGCGCCAAGCUGCUUCGUUGGCUGUAUCAGCGGCUGCUGCCAAGGCUGGUCAGCAGGGCCAGGACGAGGCCAAGGCUGCCGGUGCUCCAGACGCUGAUGCAUCGGGACAGAACGACCCCAAUGCCGCCCCGAAGCCGCACACUUACAAGACUGUCAAGUCGCCCUACGACGGCAUGAUACGACCUUCCAUCAAAUAUAUGGAUCACUCUCACCGCAAGAACCGGUGGUUUGUACCCGGUGUCUUCCCAACCGGAAUCGACUUCGACCACGUCCGAUACGAGAGGGAGGUUGUCAUCUUCAACCGCAUGAGCCAGCGUUACAACGAGCUCAAGGACCUCCCUGCCAACAUCGCCCACUGGGACACGACCAAGGAGAGCGUCGAGGCCGACGAUUCGCUCAAGCGCAAGGCCAUUAUCGAGAUGAAGGGCCUUGGCUUGUAUGCCAAGCAGCGCGCCCUGCGCGAAAGGCUCGGUCGCCAGAUGCUCCACUAUGACAACCUGGCCAUGACGACGAACCGCAGCAACUACAGGCGCAUGAAGAAACAGAGCGUUCGCGAGGCCCGCAUUACUGAGAAGCUCGAGAAGCAGCAGCGUGACGCCCGUGAGAACCGCGAGAAGAAGAAACACAUCGACUUUCUUCAUGCCAUCACCAACCACAGGACCGAGAUCCACGAGGCUGCCUCGUCACAGAAGACCAAGUUUCAUAAACUCAGCCGUCUCAUGUACAACCAGCACUUCAACAUUGAGAAGGAGGAACAGAAGCGUAUCGAGCGCACGGCCAAGCAGCGUCUACAGGCGCUCAAGGCCAACGACGAGGAGGCCUAUCUUAAGCUUCUCGACCAGGCCAAGGACACCCGUAUCACCCACCUGCUUCGCCAGACCGAUGGCUUCCUGCACCAGCUCGCGUCGUCCGUCAAGACUCAGCAGCGACAGGCGGCUGAGAAGUACGGCGACCCCGACAAUCUCGUUGCUGAGGAGAGUGAGCCGGAGGAGGAGGGUAGCAACAAGAAGAUUGACUACUAUGCUGUGGCACAUCGCGUCCGCGAGGAGGUCACCGAGCAGGCUAGCAUACUGGUUGGAGGCACUCUCAAGGAGUAUCAGAUCAAGGGUCUCCAGUGGAUGAUUUCGCUCUACAACAACAACCUAAACGGUAUCCUUGCUGAUGAAAUGGGUCUCGGAAAGACGAUUCAGACCAUCAGUCUCAUCACGUACCUCAUCGAGCGCAAGAAGCAGCCCGGCCCGUACCUAGUCAUUGUACCCCUCAGUACGCUGACCAACUGGAACUUGGAGUUUGAGAAGUGGGCGCCCUCUAUUAGCCGCGUCGUCUACAAGGGACCGCCUAAUGCGCGAAAGACGCAGCAGGAGAGGAUCCGCCGGGGAGACUUCCAGGUUCUCCUGACGACGUAUGAGUACAUCAUCAAGGACCGCCCGAUCCUGAGCAAGAUCAAGUGGUUCCACAUGAUUAUCGACGAAGGCCACCGAAUGAAGAACUCCAAUUCUAAGCUCAGCGCCACCAUAUCAAAUUACUACAUGACCCGCUUCCGACUCAUUCUUACCGGUACCCCUCUUCAGAACAACCUCUCCGAACUGUGGGCUAUGCUCAAUUUUGUGCUGCCCAAUAUCUUCAAGUCGGUGUCCACAUUUGACGAGUGGUUCAACACGCCAUUUGCCAACACUGGAGGUCAGGACAAGAUGGAGCUCACGGAAGAAGAGCAGAUUCUCGUCAUUCGUCGUCUCCACAAGGUGCUCAGGCCGUUCCUGCUGCGCCGUCUCAAGAAAGAUGUCGAAAAGGACCUCCCCGACAAGACAGAAAAGGUCAUCAAGUGCAAGUUCUCGGCCCUGCAGGCUCGCCUGCACAAGCAGAUGUCAACGCACAACAGGCUCAUCGUCAGCGAUGGCAAGGGUGGCAAGACCAAUGCCCGUGGGCUGAGCAACAUGAUUAUGCAGCUGCGCAAGCUCUGUAACCACCCAUUCGUGUUUGACGAGGUCGAGAAUCUCAUGAAUCCUCUCAAUAUCAGCAACGACCUCCUGUGGCGAACGGCCGGCAAGUUUGAGCUGCUCGACCGCAUCCUGCCCAAAUACAAGGCGACCGGUCACCGUGUCCUCAUGUUCUUCCAGAUGACAGCCAUCAUGGACAUAAUGGAGGACUACCUUCGCUACCGCGGUCUCGAGUAUCUGCGUCUGGAUGGUACGACCAAGUCUGAUGAGCGUUCUGACCUGCUACGCGAGUUCAACGCCCCCGACUCCAAGUAUUUCAUGUUUUUGCUGUCGACGCGUGCCGGCGGUCUGGGUCUCAACCUGCAGACAGCAGACACAGUCAUCAUCUACGACUCUGACUGGAACCCUCACCAGGAUCUCCAAGCUCAGGACCGUGCUCACCGUAUCGGCCAAAAGAACGAGGUGCGAAUCCUCCGUCUGGUCACGUCCAACUCCGUCGAGGAGAAAAUUCUCGAGCGUGCUAGGUUCAAGCUGGACAUGGACGGCAAGGUCAUCCAAGCUGGUCGUUUCGACAACAAGUCAUCCGAAACCGAUCGUGAUGCUAUGCUUCGGACACUGCUGGAGACAGCAGACAUGGCGGAGUCCGGCGAUCAAGAGGAGCUCGAGGACGAAGAGCUGAACAUGAUGCUGGCACGCAGCGACGAAGAAUUGGCCGUCUUCCAGAAACUCGACGAAGAGCGCUCGCGCGAUCCAACCUAUGGACGCAAGGCCGGUAGUAAGCCUCGCUUGAUUCAAGAUGCCGAGCUCCCUGAGAUCUACUUGAACGAUGGCAACGAUGAAAUUGACGACACUGAGGAGGUGGUCCUUGGUCGCGGUGCCCGUGAGCGCACCAAGGUCAAGUAUGACGACGGCCUGACCGAGGAGCAGUGGCUGAUGGCGGUCGACGACGAUGACGACUCACCCGAAGCUGCGGCUUCGCGCAAGCAGGCGAGGAAGGACAGGCGUGAGACCAAUAGGCUCAAGAGGAUGGGUCUCGGCUUGCCCGCUGACGAAUCGCCGUCUGCCAGUCGCGCCAGCACCGAGGAGAUUGAGACACCGAAGAAGCGCGGCCGCAAGCCUGGAAGCAAGAACGAGAAGCGCAAGGCUGAGGACGGGGAUGAGGAGCCGCCGGCCAAGAAGAGACGCGGCCCCCUGGGUCGUCCCAGCAAGGCCAGUCUCAACGGCGCAGCAGCGGCUGACGCACGCGUGAGCCCACAGCAACGCGAGACGCUGCAGAAGAGUCUGCGGUCACUAUACGACUCCCUCAUGACGCUCGAGGUAGAUGACAUCGAGCCGCCAGAGGACGAUGACGAGUCGGAUGCCAGCAAGCGUCUCGUCAUCGGACCCUUCAUCAAGCUGCCGCCGAAGCGAGACUUCCCCAACUACUACGUCAUCAUCCAGAAUCCCAUUUGCAUGAACCACAUCCAAACACGCAUCAAGAAGGAGCAAUAUAAUUGCCUGGGCGACUUGCGCAAGGACAUCGACCUGAUGAUUAGUAACUGCCAGACAUUCAACGAGGACGGCAGCAUCUUGUACCAAGAUGCAAAGACGAUGGAUGAAUUCUUCAAAAAGAGAUACCGAGAAGAGUCAGAGGCCCAUCCCGAACUUCUGGAGCUGGAGGAAGGCGGUGAAAAGGCCUCAUCAGUGGCACCGUCCGGCGGUGGUGACACACCCCAGCCUAGCGGAACACGCAUCAAGCUCACAUCUAGUAACUCGCGGACCGACACGACCAACACGAGUGCAGCAGGUCACAGUGACGAGGAAUGA
Messenger RNA from Geosmithia morbida, 4278 nucleotides. RefSeq names its product ATP-dependent helicase STH1/SNF2. Gene Ontology annotation, cellular component: nucleus. The record is from RefSeq and is a predicted model, not a curated record. Gene Ontology annotation, molecular function: histone binding; ATP-dependent chromatin remodeler activity; DNA binding. NCBI's taxonomy places the organism in Eukaryota, Fungi, Ascomycota, Sordariomycetes, Hypocreales, Bionectriaceae. The coding region runs from base 1 to 4278 and encodes 1425 amino acids. Gene Ontology annotation, biological process: positive regulation of transcription by RNA polymerase II. The transcript has 3 exons.